Myodes glareolus (Bank vole) is the source of this 6541-nucleotide messenger RNA. It is a transcript of the gene Mfap3l, whose product is annotated as microfibril associated protein 3 like. The record is from RefSeq and is a predicted model, not a curated record. Lineage: Eukaryota; Metazoa; Chordata; Mammalia; Rodentia; Cricetidae.
CAGACUGCCAGAUGUCACCAUUGCCUGGCAAGAGUUAGGGAUCUUUCCUUCAUUAUCAUAGUAAUUAUAUAGUUGAGCAAUUCUUCCCAGCAGUCUGUCUCCUGGGUGCAGACAGAAGGAUGACAAACAGUUGGCUUGAUCAAGGUCCCCUACGUGCUGAAUUAAUGUGUCGUGAGGACAAGGAGAGAAGAUAUUGCAGACUAUGGUCUCUGCGGCUGAGUCUCAAUGAAACAUGAGUAAAAGUCAUAAAAGGGGAGAAACUGAGAAAAAAGCAAGGGCCAGAAAGCCCCAUGAGAAUCGAAAAGCAUCCGUGAGCAUGGUAGACUGCAGCUAAUGGCGGUUUAUCCAGAACCUGAAAAUUACUCAGAACUCCAGAAUUUAGAAUUUGGACACGGGGUGUGGCUGGAAGAGUAGUGGCUGAAAUGGAGGCUAAAGGAGCAAGUUAGACCUUAGACACGGAGGAUCCCGUCAUGUCACCCUGCCCAUCCUGACGAUGCUACUCAGCCUGGGGAAGGCAAAGGAAGAUCGAAAGCAGGGAAUUCUGUGAGUGGCUGUUAGUGAGCAGAUUCUUGAUCAAGUACUUACUCCAUGGAUCCAGGACAGGAUCGUCCCAUGGCCUGCUCUGAACAGUGUACAGUCUAAGAGUCGAGUCCAUCAGCAAACCAUCUCUUGCCUUACAGAACAAGCCAAGAAGAUGGACCUACUGAAGAACCAUCCGACUGUGUGCUUACCACCUUCUGUGCCCUUCUUAAUCCUAGUCUCCACUCUCGCAACUGCUAAGAGUGUCACCAACAGCACUUUCAAUGGCACGGACGUGGUCUUGGGCUCUGUGCCUAUAGUCGUUGCCAAAACUGACCACAUCAUAGUCAAGGAGGGGAGCAGCGCCUUGAUUAACUGCAGUGUUCAGGGCGCCCCCGACCUAGGAUUUAAGUGGUAUAAUUCUGUUGGCAAGCUAUUGAGAGAGGCCGACGAUGACAAGGAGAGAGGAGGAGGCAAAAUACAUGGAAAUUACGAAGUAUAUUCUGUGCAGGGAAAAUGGCAAAUGCUAGAUGGUGGCCUCCUGAACAUCACCAGGGUAUCUUUCUCAGACAGAGGGAAAUACACGUGUGUGGCAUCUAACAUCUAUGGCAGCGUGAACAACACAGUGACACUGAGAGUCAUCUUUACCUCCGGAGACAUGGGUGUAUACUACAUGGUCGUGUGCCUAGUGGCCUUCACCAUCGUCAUGAUCCUCAACAUCACCCGCCUGUGUAUGAUGAGCAGCCACCUGAAGAAGACUGAGAAAGCCAUCAAUGAGUUCUUUAGGACAGAAGGUGCCGAGAAGCUGCAGAAGGCCUUUGAGAUUGCCAAGCGCAUCCCCAUUAUCACCUCAGCUAAAACUCUAGAGCUUGCCAAAGUGACCCAGUUCAAAACCAUGGAAUUUGCCCGGUACAUAGAAGAGCUUGCCAGAAGCGUGCCCUUGCCUCCCCUCAUCAUGAACUGCAGGACCAUCAUGGAGGAGAUCAUGGAAGUGGUCGGGCUAGAGGAGCAGGGGCAGAAUUUUGUGAGGCAUACCCCGGAAGGCCAGGAAGCCACCGACAGGGAUGAGGUAUACACAAUCCCCAACUCCCUGAAGCGAAGCGACUCCCCCACCGCCGACUCGGAUGCUUCGUCGCUACCUGAACAGCCCCCUCAGCAGAUCGCCAUCAAGGUUUCGGUUCACCCCCAGGCCAGAAAGGAUCAUGCAGAUGACCAGGAGGGUGGGCAGUUUGAGGUCAGAGAUGAAGAGGAGACGGAACCAUCCGAGGAACACUCCCCAGAGACUGCGGAGCCGUCGACAGACAUAACGACCACGGAGCUGACGUCUGAAGAGGCGUCGCCUGUCGAGGCCCCAGAGCGAGGACUGCCACCAGCACAUCUGGAGAUGCCAGAACCAGCAGUGACAUGUGACAAAAACACCUGCAUUAUUUAUGAAAGCCAUGUCUAAUCUUAACUCCGAAAAGCUAUGCAUAUCAAGAAAAAUCAGGGGCUGCUCCUUGUAAUACAAAUGUAGUAUGCACUUGCCGCUAAGCCUUACCAGGAGACUCUCAUCCCUUAGGUUGGAGUGAUGCCCCGUGACGGGGAAGACACCUGCAUGGAGUUCAUGGGACUAGACUCACCCCAGUAGGAACAGACGUGAGAAGUGCUGGGGUCCAGAACUGAUCCGAGGGGGCAGAGGUCUGUCCAUGGGAUCUGAAUCAUAGAGGCCAUUCUCUGCCAAAUCCCUUAAUUGGUGAUGCCCUUUUGGCCAAGAGUACACCACUGUAAGAUGUUCUGAGUUCAGGAGCCGUGUCUAAUGCAUACUGCAUUGCUUUUUUUCGGUAAUUAUAAGUCUGCUACAGUAGCAAUUGCUCCUACAUGAGUUUGUUGCACUUUUUCUUCUCAGUUUUAAUUAUUUUCACAGUUCUUCUAUAAUGGAGUAGUUGUUAUUAUAUUAAUAUUAAUUGCUCUUUCUGCUGGAGCCUUUCUGUGUCACCUUUAUCCUUGUUUUUUCUUAGUGUGUUUACCUCAGAGUCUUGGGUGUCAGUCACUGACAUGGCUGUACUCCGUCCUUUGUAAUGCUCCAAAGUAGUUACGCCCCACUCUUUUUCCUAAUUUCCUCUAUUCAUACUCGUUUUGUUUCCAAUGAAGCUGCUAUUCUGAAACUGAGAAAAACUUUGCCCCCAAAUAGCACUUUAACAGUCAAAUUUACCUGUCCAGUUCUCAGAGCAUUUAGGGCGAGCUCAGCUUGAGGUGAGGAACAAGAUUAUAAAUGCUUAGAUAUACCCACAGCUCUCCAGAAAAUGGCUUACAUGCAAGUGCCCUCAGAACAGCCCCAGAUGCUUGUCACCACCCGAGCCCCAUCAGAGGAAAUGGCCUUGGACAGCCCGGUUCUUACCAAGAACGUCAUCGUUUUUAUUGGAUUGUGAAUAGAAUAUGCAGGGGACCCCUCGAAGCUCACUUAGAAUUUUGUGGAAAGUCUCCAAACUAUAAUAACCCCUAAGUCAAUGGGAACCUAGAGAGGAAAGAAAAAACUCUUUAAAACAAUUGUGAAAAAAAAAAAGUUUUACUAUUGGGUUCUUUCUCCGAAUAUGAUGCCAUCAAAAGAGAACAGCAUUCUGAGUUCAUACCAGUUUACCUCUCUUGCAGAGAGGGAAACCAGGGUCCAGAUUUGCUAAAAAGCCUGGCAAAAGAAGACAGGGUCUUCACUUGGAAGAUUUAUUGCUUCCUAAGAUAGAGGUGUUUGGCGAAUUCCUGUAGGUACAGCAUGUUUGCUUCCCAGAAGGCCUUGCAGGGCCCAUAGGGUACUGCUCAGCUCAGCACUAGAUUUAGGGCAGAUUCUCUGUGAAGGAUACAACCAGGUCCCCUUUAGACUGCAUAGUCAACAUGUUGAUCUUUGAGAGGGAGCUUGCAAAAUUAAGAUAAUGACACACAGGAUUUUAUCCUGAAAUUAUUAUAUUCUUUGGCCACCAUGUAAUGCAUAAGGCAGCUUGAUAUUAGAGAACAAAGACAAUCCAGCCAUUCAUUGGGUUAAUUCUUGACUGUGCCAAUAAGCAGCUGCCAGGCUUUUAGCAAAUCUGGACCUUGGUUUCUCUCUCUGCAAGAGAGGGUGAACUGGUAUGAACUCAGAAUGCUGUUCUUUUUUGAUGGCAUUAUAUUCAGAAAAAGAACCCAAGAUUAAAACUUUUUUGUUGUUUUUUUUUUCCACAGUUGUUUUAAAGAUUUUCCAUUUCCUCUCUGGGUUCCCAUGCCGUUUUAAUGCUGUUAGUUCCUUGAACGAAAGGAAUCACAGCAUUUUCAACAAGUUCUCAAAAUUUUUCCCCUCCAAAAAAUAGAUUUUGUGCCCCGCUUCUACAGUUUAGAUUUAAUCUUGGUAAGAGCGAUGAGUGCUGCUGUUUUAUUCUCAGAUACAAACAGGGGAGACUGAAACCUUACAGAAUGCAUCAGAGCCGAGGCCAUCUCAAGUGUGAUGAGUGUCACAGGCUUGUGACGUCAGAGGCUGCGUGGGUUAUCAGAACAGCCCCAGAUGCUUGUCACCACCUCAGCCCCCAUCAGAGGAAAUGGCCUUGGACAGUCCUGUUCUUACAGGAACUCAAUCAUUUUCAUUUGAUUGUGAAUAGCAUAUGCAGGUGACCCCUUAAGGCUCACUUAGAAUUUUAUGGAAAGUCUUCAAACUGUAAUAACCCCUAAGUCAAUGGGAACAGCUUGUGGGGUACAUACUUUACAACAGGGGCAUCCGAGGGUAGCAGAGUUGGCGGUACAAGUGACCGUGACAGGGCUGUAGACAGUUCAUGGGCAAAGCCUCUGACAGCAUUUGGAGUUUGACAGGAUUUCCCUUUAAGAGGGAUUCCUUAUUGAUUCCUAGUGAAAAGUCUUGAAGGUCAUCUAAAGAAACUUGUAGCCUUCUCCCCUAAGGAGCCAGAGCUUCUUUGGAGGCUGUCUGGAUGGGGAUCUUAUACAGCCACAUUGAAGGAAAGUUUUAUCCCCAGCUCUUAGAAUAUACACAUUUCGUGAUUGUCACCGAGACUGACAAAUGCUUACUUUUGACAUAUGUACCCAGAGUGGCAGCAGGGACUGACUGGCAAAUGUCCUGUGAUGGUAUGUGAACUCUAUUCUAUCUGGUUCUCAUGUCACCAAAGCCUGCGUGUAGACUUCCCCAUGGAAAUGGGAAGCCGAGGUACCCAUGCCAUGUAAUACUGAUUAAGGAGUAUAAACUAAAGUAGGCAGAUUUUUCUUUGGCAUAAGAGCUGAAAUAUAUGACCAAUGAAUAUUUCCAGAUUGAUUUUGAUUCUUUGGACUGGAGUGGGAUAGGGAGUAAGUGGAUGAUUUUGAAAUCUCCCUCUUUAAGGUAUCAAAUGUUCUCGGCAUAACAACAUCUAACCAUAAAGGGAACUUGGCUUGAUAUGGAAUUUGUCCAUUCAGAAAUUUUAUGCUCUCGCUGCCCCUCCACAGAACAGCUUCUUACUAGGAUGUGAAAUGUGGAAACUUCAUCUCAUAACACUUGGCUGAUAGUUUCCCAGAAAAAAGUUAACCAUUCGGGUUCCCAGAAUCAUUUGUGGAGUCCCGUUGAGCAAACAUGCACACACACUUGUGCACAAUAGACUCAUUUGGGCAGCUUUAAAAGCUCAACACUCAGACCCAACCUAUGUAUGUCCUUUGGGUCUUCUAUAGUCAUUCUUUAAAAAAAAAAAAUCAAACAAUUUCUGGUUUCUGAGUCAUCCUGGUCAUACCUCUAGCAAUUUUUUUCUUGAAAUUCUGAAAAUGAUUCACGUACAUAUGCAUAUUUAAUUCUCUUAGAUGAUCUAUAAACUUCGAUGGUAUUUAUUCUAAAUGGGAAAAAAUACCCAAAAUUUUAUAUUGGAAAAAAAUCUAUGUAAUUUAUAAUGUUUUGUUUUAUAUAUUUAUAUUUUCAUAUCUUUAGGGCACAUCUGUUGUUCUCAUCUUUUUGUACAUCACAGUUGGCAAAAAGAAAUGCUAAUACUUGACUAAAAUCUCUAGGAACCAAAUGUGAUCUAUGUGCUACAUAAUGUAUAUAACUUGCUCUAGAACUCUCUGAAUGUCCUCACCCAUGCCAAGCACUGUUGUGUCAUGUCAUUACGGCCAGAAUGUCUGGAGUGCUCUUGAACAUUACUUUUUCACGAGGAAGAUUGAAAGGCCUGAUGUCCCACACAAUGGAUUUGGGGAUCUCUUUCCCUUCCUUAUCUUAUUGGUUUCUUCCUUAACUGGACGCGUCCUGCUGAAGGGCAGGUAGGAGAUGAGAAAACACCAGGAAUGAAUCUCACUAUGGUUGUUAACAGACUGAGGACAUGUGUUCAGUCCCAUGCCUGGGUUGUCAUUCACUGGUGAUGUAGCAUCUGCUUAGCUCUGUUGCACACACAGCGUAGGGCAUGAAGAAUGCUUGCAUGUUUUGAGUAGGUACUGUGGAUACUUAGUGCGGCCACUAUUGGUGACUGUGGGGACACCCUUUGGGCACUGGAAGAAAUGUCUUAGCAAAAGUCAGUUAUCUUUUCUUACAUGGUUUGAAGGAGGAGGCUUAUUCUGUGUUCGAACCUAUAAAUGACAGUCCCAAUGCUUAACUGGGGAUUUCUGUGUUUUCAUUUGGUAAGAAAUGGAGCAUUAAAGUCUAGUUCAAAUGCUUUUCUCAGCACGUUCAGCUGCUCUUCUUCACGUCUUCCUGCAUCCUCUCAGCAACCCCACUGAGUAAUCCCCGUUUCCUCUUCAGCACUUCCUGGAACACUUUAAACAUCAACCGAGCUUCAUUAUGUAUUCACACAUAGCUUUGAACAUGUUCACUUUAACAUACCGAUUUUACAUUUCACCGAUAAAGCCUUCAAACCAAUAGCGAAGUUCAUUUUCUUAAUGACCUUUUUAUGAUUUCUUCAGAGAUUAACAGGUUUUGAAGAAACAAAUCAUUUGUGGGUAAAAAAAAAAGCAUAAUCAAAUAGAACAGAAUUGCUUAUAUUUUCCAAAAGAUCAAGUGUUUGACUAUUAUCCAAAAAAAAAAAAUCUCAUGUGAGAAGGACGCUCUUUAAACAUCUUUUUU